Molecule: messenger RNA, 1587 nt
Organism: Carassius carassius (crucian carp)
Lineage: Eukaryota; Metazoa; Chordata; Actinopteri; Cypriniformes; Cyprinidae
Gene: tomm34
Product: translocase of outer mitochondrial membrane 34
Exons: 8
Coding region: 284-1201 (305 amino acids)
Cellular component (GO): cytosol; mitochondrion
Molecular function (GO): heat shock protein binding
Source: RefSeq, a predicted model, not a curated record
GAUUGGGUUACAAUCACCAGCCAGAUCUUCAAAGAGCAGCACCACACUUGAAUUGAAACUGAAAUUCAACUCCGCCCGUUACUGCAGAGCCUCACCCGGUAAAACGUGUUACUCGUCCCGGCUUGCGCGCCUUCUAGCUUGUUCUAGAACGAAGACUGACUAGUUGUCUCACGUGCUGGGUUUGAAAUACAAAAACUGGUAACUUUAAACAAGUGAAGCUUCGCGAUCACCAAGGCCCUUCCUUCAACGCUUACUUUCCGGUUUUCAACUACCACGUAUCAUCAUGCCUCAGAAACGGCGCUCGCAGUCGUGGACAGAGCUCAAACAAGCCGGUAACGAGUGCUUCAGAGCCGGUCAGUACGGAGAAGCCGUGAACCUCUACAGCCAGUCCAUCCAGCUGCUGGAGAAGUCUGGUCAGAAGAAGAAGGAAGAUCUGGGUAUUCUGUACUCCAACAGGGCCGCCAGUUACCUGAAAGAUGGAAACUGCAGUGAAUGCAUUAAAGACUGUACAACGUCUCUUGAACUGAUUCCAUUUGGGUUUAAAGCUCUGCUUCGCCGGGCGUCAGCUUAUGAAGCCUUGGAGAGAUACAGACAGGCGUAUGUGGACUACAAAACUGUUUUACAGAUAGACUGGAACAUACCGGCUGCUCACGAUGGCGUCAACAGAAUGACCAAGGCUUUGACGGAUAUAGACGGUCCAUCUUGGAGAGAGAAACUGCCUCCGAUUCCCACCGUUCCUAUGUCUGUGAAAGAAAGCCUGGCACAAGCUGCCAGCUUGGCCCCCAGCCCACAACAAAACAGCGUGACUGACAACAAGAAAAAAGCACCAGGACCUGAAGCUGUUAAAAAGGCCAAGGCUCUGAAGGAAGAAGGCAAUGUGUUUGUGAAGAAGGGCGAACACAAGAAAGCCGUGGAGAAAUACACACAGUCACUCGGUCAGGACCCCACAGAGGUCACAACCUACACAAACCGGGCUCUCUGCUACCUGUCAUUGAAGAUGUACAAAGAAGCUAUUAACGACUGCGAUGAGGCUCUUCGAUUGGAUUCCGCCAACAUUAAAGCUUUUUAUCGACGUGCCCAGGCAAACAAGGAACUCAAAAACAAGAAAUCUGCUAUUGAAGAUCUUAACAGUGUGCUCAAAAAUGAUCCAAACAACAUGGCGGCACAGAAACUACUGCAGGAAGUUCAGAAGAUGAAAUAAUCAUGAUUGUACAGUGUGGAAACUUUCCACAAGUGCCUCUCAAAGCUGCAACGUUUGCUACAGACUUUAGAUAUGCACAUCAUAAUGCUAUUUUAAAUCUAGUUAAUAAUUUGAGUGUUCAUGUUCAAUAAUUCCUACUUCACCUUCACCAGAAUUAGGGCUGCAUUUUCUACAAAAUGCUUACUGUUUUUUUGUGCAAAUAUAUUGUAUUGUUGUGGGUUAAUUACUGUCACAACCAGUUAAUGGUUAUAUACAUUUGUAAAGACUUGACACCUGUAUUUAUUGAUGUUUCAUAUGACAUUUUGCAUCAAGACAACAUAAACAGGUCUUUAUUUUAUUUAAAUAACGUGCUGUAUGAUUGUGGUAAUAAAGGAGAAUGUUCAGGA